This is a messenger RNA of Hyalella azteca, 1929 nucleotides long. Its product is annotated as leucine-rich repeat-containing protein 24-like. The record is from RefSeq and is a predicted model, not a curated record. The coding region runs from base 1 to 1929 and encodes 642 amino acids. The transcript has a single exon. Gene Ontology annotation, molecular function: protein binding. Lineage: Eukaryota; Metazoa; Arthropoda; Malacostraca; Amphipoda; Hyalellidae.
AUGGUGAAGGAGAGCUUGGCGAUCCUUCUGAUCCUGCUGCUCUUGACGCAGGCGUCGGUGCGCGGCUCCGAGGUGUGUCCCCACGAGUGCAAGUGCCGAUGGAAGGACGGCAAGAAGACGGUGGAGUGCCAGAGAGGCACACUACGGGCAUUACCAGACAUCAUCGAUUUCGACACGCAGGUCCUGGACCUCUCCUAUAACAUCCUACAGAGGCUGCCGGAACGUGCGUUCUUCGAAUCAGGUCUUGUGCACCUGCAGAAGUUGCUGAUGCGGGGCUGCGGUCUCCAUCAGGUCGACGCCGAGGCGUUUUUUCAGCUCACCAACUUAGUCACGCUCGACCUGAGCGAGAACAAACUGCGCGUCAUGCCCGACGCGGCGUUGCGACACACAGUCGCUCUCAGGGAACUCGAUUUGCAUGAGAAUCUCAUAAGCCACGUGCCAGCACGCCUCCCCACAGAACUGACUCGCCUGGACCUUUCCUAUUGCAGGAUUGACACGAUCAAUAUCGGCGCAUUCAAAGACCUAAAGCAGCUGCAGCACCUGCGUCUCGAUCAUAACCGCAUCUCGAUGUUCCAGAAACAUUUGGUUAUGAGCUUGCGGAACGUGCAGGGCGUUGAACUCCACGGAAAUCCUUGGAUUUGCGACUGCCGGUUAAGAGAUUUGCAUAAAUGGCUGAGGGAAGUGGCGCAUCCUGCGUCGCCGGUGUGCAAGCAUCCAGCGCGACUAGAGGGCAAAAAGUUCAGUGACAUCGAUUUGGAUUCGUUCGCUUGUCCUCCUCAGGUUUUAGUGGUGGGCAGAAACGCCCAGGGCAAAGCGGGUACCAACAUCACUGCUUGGUGUCCUGUAGCAGGCCUACCAAUGCCCGCAGUGUCAUGGUACCUCGGAGAUGCGCUCAUUAUGAACGGAUCUAAAGUGGGAUCCGCAACGGCUUACAUCAUCAAUGAGAUCUCGGAGGAGAGAGGAUCUCUGCUCCUCCUCUCCGGACCCGUCAUGAGCGACUCUGGCUCGACGCUCCGGUGCGUUGCGACCAACGCGGCGGGUGCUGCCACCGCCUCAUUCACUCUAACCGUUGACUUCUCUGCAAAUUUAUCCAAAGGAGAAAUAAUUGGCAUUACGAUAUGUGUUGUGCUUGGUAUCGUUGCAACGCUCAGCGUGUGUCUAAUGCUAAUUAAACGCCGCAAUAAAAGAGCAGAGAAAGUGAAUGGGAAUUUGCAGCUCUCGUUUCCUAACCACGGCGGCUCAGUGAUAGCAGCGAGGACUCCUGACGAGCAGAACGAUGAGUACGAGUCGGAAGACGCAGAUGAGCAGGAGCUCGAGUACGACAUGAUGCGGGUGCCCAUGAGCAGAACAGGCAGCCUCGUGACCACACUGAUCGACACCGGCGGAGAUGAGCACGAAGAACUCUUGCACCGACCUCAAGGUAGGCCUUUAACUGGGGUCUGGCCUGCCCAGGCCCUGGCGCUGCUGGACUCUGCCGCCCCGGAACAUGUAAUGUACCCCAUCGGCAGGGCCCCACGGCACUCCUUGCUGCCUGACUUCGCUCCUGACUAUACAAGUAACUGGUCAUGCCACUUCUCGACCUUACCAAGGACCCAGCGUCAGGACUUGCCGAUGUACGCCAGGAGUCGGACGCCUGACGAAGCACCGUUGUGUCCAAGUUUCAUGAACAAUAUAAUCAUUCCAGAGCCUUGUCCUCCGCCGCCACCCCUCUCUCCCUCCCUCUGUCGCUCCUUCGUUCCUUCUCAAGAAGGAUGCUCGGUUUUGCCCGCGGCGCCCUCGGUGUCUUCCCUCUGUGGUGCUCAUUCUCUUGUCCCCCCUCAGGAUGGGCGUUUGUCCUUACCCUCAGUGCAGACUCUGCACACAAAGCUCAGCAGAAUCACAGUGCGUGACUCUCCCGAUGAAGGAUACCAGGAAGGAACCGAUGUCUAG